Trichomonas vaginalis G3 is the source of this 1338-nucleotide messenger RNA. RefSeq lists its product as uncharacterized. Bases 1 to 1338 code for a protein of 445 amino acids. The transcript has a single exon. Lineage: Eukaryota; Parabasalia; Trichomonadida; Trichomonadidae. The record is from RefSeq and is a predicted model, not a curated record.
AUGGAUAAAGAUGAUAGUUUACUAGUAAAGGAAUGGCUUUCUGAAAGAGAAUUCUUGAGACCACUCAUAAGUGACAGUAAUCUACCUCAAUAUGCAUGGGCAACAGACUGUUCUUCACUUUUUAAAAUUAUUAGAUCCAAACUGUCAAUAUUCAAACAAACUGAAAAAGACUAUAAUCAACAAAUCGAUGCAGAAAUGCGAAAGCCAAUACCAACUGCAUAUGAUGCGCAUAUUAAAUAUAAAUAUCGCGUUUUAAAGUAUUUAAUGAUUCUUACUUGCGAAUACUUGAAAGAAGCCAACUCGAUUGAUGAAGAGUUGUUUUCAAAAAUAUACCAAGAAGUCAAAAGUUUUUCAAGAUUUUGUAUUGUUUUUCCUUUUAUCCUUAAAAGACUUAUUUCAGAUGAACAAACAAUCGAAAAGGCUUUGAUAAAUUACACUAUGAAUGUAAAAUAUUCAAGAUCUCAUAGUAUCACAAUGCAAUCAUCCAAGUUAUCAAAAUACGUUCGAACUCUCAACGAAGCAAUAUCUUUAGACCACAUACCAGAAAUUCCCAAGUUCAGCUUCUCUUAUACUUAUCAAAGCUGUGAAUUAAGUUUUGAAAUUUUUAUUUCGACUUUACCAUCGAAGUUCAAAGAGAAUAUUAAGAGCCUUGAGGACAUCAUUAUAAGUGAUAUCAACCAAAUCAACAACUCAGAAUUACCUUUUAUUUUCGAUCCAAACGUUGAUACAAAAGAAAACGUCGACUUUUCGGAACUGAUAGUUACUGUUGUAGAUGUGUUAAGAACAGUAAUGGGUAUAACAAACACAACAAAAUCAAGUCAAAAAAUUUACUCAUUAUUAAUAAGAUACAUCUUUAAUGAUCUUAUUGUAAACGACAAUGACCCAUAUAAGACAAGAAUUAUGGUUGGAUUACCAAAUACAAAGCUAAAAAUUAAAGAUCUUCCAAUCCAAGAGUUUUUCAAGGGCUACAAUCCAGAGAUGUUGAUAACUGAAUUUGUCCAAUGCCAACCAACCCUUGUUAAUGCCAUCGAAGAGAUCGAAUUAACUAUGUUUGAAAUUUCUCCAAUUGAUAUCCUAAUUAGAAUUGACAAAGCUGUUAAAUAUGUUCAGAAGUUCAUUUCUGAUGAUUUAAAGCGUAGAACUGGCACUGUUGAUUCAUUUAUUCCUUUUGAUAACGUUAUUCAGAUCUUUAAUGCGGUUUUUGAUUGUGCAGAAAUGCAUGGAGUAGCAUCUAUUACUUAUUGUAUUGAAAGAUUUACUGUUUGUUCAUUUUUAACAAAUGAUCUUUCAUUUGCUUAUGAUUCUCUAAUCGGUGUCUAUUCAUUAAGAUACCUAUAA